CAAAACUCUCAAGGGCAGACUUGCAAGGAAUGGCUAUUACUUGUAGAGAGAUAAGUAUCUAUCAUUUUCAGGAUGAAGACAAUAAUAAAACCUGUAUGAAUACCUUUAAUCAAACCUUAAGUUUUGAUAAACCAGGAGAUGUUAAUGAAUUUUCAAGUGCUGCUGUUAGAGACACAGAACAUGCAAGUGAUCAGGAAGAUGUUACAUCUAUAAAAAAGCUAGGAGACAGCUCUGAAACCUCAGGUAUAAGUUCAAAGUUACCAGAAGAUACAGAAGACACAAAAUUAACUACAGUAGAGAACACAAAUGAGGAUGAAUCAAAGCCUGAAGUGGAAUUGCAAUCACAGAAAUAUGCAGAAGGAAUAGAGUUAUCAGCUACAGAAUUGAAAAAAACUGAGAAUGAUAUGUCAGAAUUUGAUACACACUCUAUUGAUAAGAUCAUGUUUGAAUGUAGUAGUGCAGCUCAGCAGAUAAAAGACACUAUUUGUCAAGUUCUUAAAUCUCGUGAUGAGCAACCUAAUCAAGAAGGUCACUAUUCAAAACUAGAGGAAAAUAUCAAAGUAAAGAUUUCUGACUUAGAACAAGUAAUCAAAAGGAAUUCAUCAGACUGUGACAAAACUUCAACUUCUAGUAACUCUACAAGACUCUCAGAAGUACCUCCUCCUUGUAACAUAUCAGACUCUUCAGAUCCAGUUAACAAAGACCAAAAAACUGAAAAGAUUGAAAAGAAAUCUGUACAGUCAAAGUCAGAAAAUAAGAAGGAAAAGAAUAUAUCAAAGAAUGAAUCUUUCAAACAAAUAUUAACAGCUGAUAGUUUAGCAACUAAUACAACAUCUAGUACUAGUAUACCCAUAUCUGGUGAAAAAGAUAUAUACAUCUGUUCAAGAGAAGAUAGCCCUUCAUCUUUAAGUGAUCCUUCUGAUGAUGCUCAAGGCCAGGAGAAAACUCAGAAACAACCCACAAAAACAACAUCAAAAACUCAGAAAGGAGAAUCCACUAUCAAGAGAAAAGGAGAGAAAACUGUUGAACACAUUCUAAAAUCACUCACUAGUUUUUCAAGUACAGAAGAGAAGCUGAUGGCCUUGUGUAAAAAGCAGAUAGAGGUAUUAGAAGAUCAGCGAACACUGGAGGUAAAGUUGAAACAGACUGAAAGGCAUGUUCUACAGGUGACAAAAGAAAAAGAACAGCUCCAAGCAGAACACAACCGUACUGUGCUAGCCAAAAGUCGUCUAGAAAGCUUGUGUCGAGAAUUGCAACGGCAGAAUAAAGCUGUAAAGGAAGACAGUCUUUCAAGAAUCCGUGAAGAAGAAGAAAAACGAAAAGAAGUAGCAGGAAAGUUCCAGGCAACGUUGAAUGACAUUACGAAUCUAAUGCAAGACAACCAACAACGUUAUUCAAAACAGAGAGAAGAAAAUGGUGAACUAGCACAGAAACUGAAGUCCUUGGUUGAUCAUUAUGAAAUGUGGGAGAAGCACAUGGAGAAAGUUGUACGGCAGAAGGAGCUAGAAUCUCAGCUAGCCAAAGCCAAACUGGCUAAGGCUAGUAUAGAGCUGAAACAGGAACGAGAAAGUUAUUUAAACGAGAAGCAGCAACUACUAGAAAGUGUCAGUGAGCUGCAGAAACGUUGUGCAGAGCUUUCUUCCAAUGAAUUGAAGUUGCGUUCAGAAUUGGUGCUUUAUACUAACAAGUAUGAAGAGUUUCAAACGAUGCUUGCCAAAAGUAAUAAAGUUUUUACUUCAUUUAAAACUGACAUGGACAAGAUGUCAAAGAAAGUAAAAAACUUAGAAAAGGAAACCAGCCAAUGGAAAUUGAAGUGGGAAAAUAGCAACAGAGCCCUUAUAGACAUGGCUUCUGAGAAACAAAAGCAAGAUCAGCAGCUUAUUGUGGCACAUCAGCGUAUACUUACUUUGGAAAAAUUGUGUCGUGCUCUCCAAACUGAAAGAAACCAGCUUCAAAGCCAGCUGAAAAAUCAAACCAGUGAUUCUCCACAAUUGGAAAAGAACAAUGAACACCAUGAAUGUUGUGUUUCCUGUACACCAGAAAAGGAGAAUCCAGCCAUUUCCACACAAGAAGUUAAUUUGGAGUAAUAGUUGUUCAGCAUUUUCAUUCAGCUACAGUUGGAAGCAAAGCAUAUUAGAUUAUGUGUGUGUUUACCAAGAUGUGUUAGUAUAUCUGUUCUCUGUGGUUAUUACCUUUUGGUAUGGGAGUGUUCUACAUUGUUAUGAGUUUAAGUACAGCAUUGAAAAUUGUUGCCACCAUUUAGUAAUGCCUAUAAGUCUUAAUUUACAACUAAAAGGCACAAUGGCCCAGGAAUAUAAGCUCUUGUGUGUUUUGGAUUUGGUUUUAAGACCAUCAAAUAAUUUUUCUUACCUGAAAAUUUUAGUUAGUGUAAAACCAUUGUGAAAUAAAUUGAUUUUGUCUGAAUUACCAGAACUGUAUUAUAACAUAAACAUGUAAAUGAAGUACUUGUAAUAAAGUGCCAAAAUUUACUGAAAUAGA
Messenger RNA from Limulus polyphemus (Atlantic horseshoe crab), 2499 nucleotides. Its product is annotated as gamma-taxilin-like. Gene Ontology annotation, molecular function: syntaxin binding. The record is from RefSeq and is a predicted model, not a curated record. The transcript has 9 exons. Bases 30 to 2087 code for a protein of 685 amino acids. NCBI's taxonomy places the organism in Eukaryota, Metazoa, Arthropoda, Merostomata, Xiphosura, Limulidae.